Molecule: messenger RNA, 1380 nt
Organism: Drosophila albomicans
Lineage: Eukaryota; Metazoa; Arthropoda; Insecta; Diptera; Drosophilidae
Product: peritrophin-48
Exons: 2
Coding region: 136-1221 (361 amino acids)
Cellular component (GO): extracellular region
Molecular function (GO): chitin binding
Source: RefSeq, a predicted model, not a curated record
UUGCAUAUUUAAGCAGGCGCCACACGGUGGCAGCGCAUCAGUCAAACUCGUGGAGCUGUACGCAACGGACAACGAUUUAAAGGAUCUAACCAUAUCACAACUACGAUCAAACGGCAUCAAAAGCACUUUUCAAGCAUGCAAGCAGUUCGAGGAGUCCUGAUUGGGCUUGUCCUGGCGCUCGUGGGCGCCGCCAAUGCCGGCAGCAUGAUUGCUGAUUUCCCGUAUUUGACGGUGCGCGAGAUGUGCGAUUUGUUGCCCUCGGUGACGAGUUUCUUGCGUCCCAACACCUGCAACUAUUGGGUGCGCUGUGCAUCGCAAGACGUCAGCCUGGAGGAGGGCACUUGCGCCGAUGGCUUGAACUUCAACCGCAACACUGGACGUUGCGUUAUGGCUGCCAAUGUGGCGUGUCCCUAUGCCGAUCAACUGAACAGCACCACAGGCGUUGUCAACAAGUGUGCCAACGAGACGGACGGCACUUUCCUUGCCGAUGACAGCAGCAGCAACUGCCAGGGUUACAUUCUGUGCAAAUCACGUCGCGAAGUCAAGUCCAACUGUCCCAACGAAUUGCUCUUCAAUCCCCUCUCACGCUCUUGCGUCUAUUCCAAUCAAUACACUUGCCCCACCGCUGGCAAGGUGACCAAAUCGCCCGCUUGCCUCUCGCUGUCCAACGCCACUCGUCUGGCCAAUGAGGAGCAUUGCAACAAGUAUUACAUCUGCUUGAAUGACGUUCUCCACGAACGCGAGUGUGACAAUCAAAUGGCCUACGAUGUUGCUUUGGGUCGCUGCGUCCCAGCCUUGAAUGCCACCUGCUAUGCCACCGCUAAGUUGCCACCCCCAGAGAACACAUUCUGCCUGACAAAUGGCACCGCGCGUCGUGGUUACUUUGCCGACGAGGAGUCCUGCAGUCGUUACUACAUCUGCGGUGCACCCACCAAUGGCAAGCACGACACCAAUCCUCAGCAUCUGCAGUGCAGCCCCGGCAUGUUCUUUGACGAGGAGAAACUCUCGUGUCGCGAUCGCCUCAACGUUCGCUGUCUGCUCGAUCGUUGCGCCGAAACCAGCCUCAGCUAUGUGAAUGUGGCUGGUGAUUGCCAGACCUACGCUCGCUGCUCCGGUGGCGCCACCGUUGGCACUGGACGUUGCCCCAACGACUACUACUUCGAUGAGCGCAGCCAGGGCUGCACUCCCGUCAACCACAACUAUGUCGCUUGCGCUGCAUGAUCCUUCUAUGUCCCCUAACAGAGCAGGAGAGAAGAUGAGCGCAUAGGGAGAGGAAAAGCAACAAAAAAAGAUAAAACACUUUUGGUUACAUCACAAAAUUGAAAAAUUGUAUUUAAUUAAAACUGCAUACGAAAUAUGGUGGAAGUCAUUAAAGGCAAA